Messenger RNA from Rasamsonia emersonii CBS 393.64, 1290 nucleotides. Its product is annotated as Aspartate transaminase. The transcript has 6 exons. Lineage: Eukaryota; Fungi; Ascomycota; Eurotiomycetes; Eurotiales; Trichocomaceae. Gene Ontology annotation, cellular component: mitochondrion. Gene Ontology annotation, molecular function: pyridoxal phosphate binding; L-aspartate:2-oxoglutarate transaminase activity. The coding region runs from base 1 to 1290 and encodes 429 amino acids. Gene Ontology annotation, biological process: L-aspartate catabolic process; biosynthetic process. The record is from RefSeq and is a predicted model, not a curated record.
AUGCUGUCCACUCUCCGGGUUGCCAGCCGCCAGGCUGUCUCGCGUGACUCAGGGAUGCGAGCCCUGAUCGCAGGUGCGCGAUCGGCUUCCACCUGGGCUAAUGUUCCUCAGGGUCCUCCGGAUGCGAUUCUCGGUAUCACUGAAGCCUACAAGGCCGACCCUUUCAAGGAGAAGAUCAACCUCGGUGUAGGAGCUUACCGUGACGACCAGGGCAAGCCUUACGUCCUUCCUUCUGUUCGCGCUGCCGAAGAGAAAGUCGUUGCGUCGCGCCUCGACAAGGAGUACGCCGCCAUCACCGGUCUUCCUUCUUUUACCAAGGCGGCUGCUGAGCUUGCCUACGGAGCCGACUCGCCCGCCAUCAAGGAAGACCGCCUUGUUAUCACUCAGUCCAUUUCCGGCACCGGUGCCCUGAGAAUAGGCGGUGCUUUCCUCGAGCGCUUCUAUCCUCACGCCAAGAAGAUCUAUCUCCCUACCCCUAGCUGGGCCAACCACAAUGCGGUCUUCAAGGACUCCGGCCUCGAAGUAGACAAGUACCGGUACUACAACAAGGACACGAUUGGCCUCGACUUCGAGGGCAUGAUCGAGGACCUCAAGGCCGCUCCGGCGAACAGCAUCAUCCUGCUGCACGCUUGCGCUCACAACCCGACUGGUGUGGACCCAACCCAGGACCAAUGGCGUAAGAUCAGCGACGUUAUCAAGGAGAAGGGCCACUUCGCCUUCUUCGAUAUGGCCUACCAGGGCUUUGCCAGCGGCGACGCUGACCGUGAUGCGUUUGCGCCGAGAUACUUCGUCAAGGAGGGCCACAACAUCGCUUUGUGCCAGAGCUUUGCCAAGAACAUGGGCCUGUACGGUGAGCGUGUUGGUGCCUUCUCCCUCGUGACUGCCUCCCCCGAGGAGAAGAAGCGCGUCGAGUCCCAGAUCAAGAUUCUCAUCCGCCCUCUGUACUCCAACCCUCCUGUUCACGGCGCCCGUAUUGCGUCGACCAUCCUGAACGACCCGGAACUGUACAAGCAGUGGCUGGGCGAGGUCAAGGGGAUGGCUGACCGGAUCAUUGAGAUGCGUGCGCUGCUGAAGAAGAAUCUGGAAGAAUUGGGCAGCAAGCACGACUGGUCUCACAUCACCAGCCAGAUCGGAAUGUUCGCGUACACUGGCCUGAAGCCUGAGCAGAUGGAGAAGCUGUCCAAGGAGCACUCUGUCUACGCUACCAAGGACGGCCGUAUCUCCGUGGCUGGCAUCACCUCGAGCAACGUCAAGAGACUGGCCGAGGCCAUCUACAAGGUGACUGGUUAA